CCGGAAAUGGCACCAACUGGGGCCACUUUCUGUACGGACAAACCCUACCAUUAGAGAGAUAACAAAGAAAAAUAACCCUUCAACUUCAACUUCACCCCUCUCUCUCUCUCUCUCUCUCUCUCUCUCUCUCUUCAUUAUUGUCUUUCUUUUCCUCUUUCAUGUUCUUUUUGCCACCAAACCCCCUCUUCCCUCAUUUGUAAUUUUGUUGUGUUCACAAAAAAAAGCACAAUCACAACCAUCACCACCCCCAAACCCAGAUUUCCCAUCUUCGUCUCUCUCUCUCUCUCUCUCUUAUCUAUAAAACAAAACCUUCUUCUUCUUCUUCAGACACCCACAUCACCAAAACAACCCCACCUUUCAGAUUCACACUCUCCCUUCAAUUUCGCAUCUGGGUUUCUCCACUUAGUUGAAGGGGUUCCCAAAGUUUGAACCUUUUUUCUGUUUAGCUUUGUGGGUUGUAUAAGAAGAACUCGAAGAAACAUAAGAAGAAGAAGAAGAAAAAGAGAAAGAGAAAGAGACUUGUUUGGUGGGUUAAAACCCUGGUUUGACGCAUUGUAGACAUCACGGCUAUUCAAAGAGUUCCUCGGCCACGAAUUCAUGCCCGUUCGGUACGACGCAAGGGUUGUUUGACGACGGAGAGCAACCCUUCGCCGCACGGAGGGCGUGGCGCCUUGCCUUCCGAAGGUGGCAGCCCCUCCGAUCUCCUCUUCCUCGCCGGCGGUGGUUCCUUCUCAUCUCUUCUAGUUUAGGAUUAGGACUUUAGUUUAGUAUUAAAAGUGAAAAUUUUCUAUUUAAGAUCUCUUUCAAGUUGUUUUCUUCUUCUAUUUUGUUGUUGUUUUUUGUUUUUGAAUUUUGCUAAGAAAAAAAACAUAGACGAGAUGUUGAGGAUUAAGAGGGUUCCCACUGUGGUUUCGAAUUAUCAAAAAGAGGAGGUUGUGGGGGCUGCUAGCCCUGUCGGGGGUUGUGGUCGGAAUUGCCUCAAAAGUUGUUGCAUUCAAGAGGCGAAGCUUCCUUUGUAUGCUUUUAAAAGGGUUGACAAUGUUAGUGGGAAGGACUUGCCCCUUCUUGAAUGCAAGGAACAACAUGUGGCCUUUCUAGACUCGCUUAUUCUUGGGGAGUGGGAAGAUCGCAUGCAGAGAGGGCUUUUCCGUUAUGAUGUUACUGCCUGUGAAACCAAGGUAAUUCCGGGUGAGUAUGGUUUCAUUGCCCAGCUGAACGAGGGUCGCCACCUCAAGAAGAGACCAACCGAGUUUCGAGUUGAUAAGGUUCUCCAGCCCUUUGAUGAAAGCAAAUUCAACUUCACUAAAGUUGGGCAAGAAGAGGUCCUGUUUCAAUUUGAACCUAGCAAUGAUGGUGAAGUUCAAUUCUUUCCAAAUGCACCAAUCGAUGUUGAGAAUUCUCCAAGCUUUGUUGCCAUCAAUGUUAGUCCUAUUGAAUAUGGCCAUGUGUUGCUGAUUCCUCGUAUUUUCGAGUGUUUACCCCAAAGGAUUGAUCAUGCAAGCUUCUUGCUUGCACUUCACAUGGCAGCUGAAGCAGGAAAUCCAUAUUUUCGAUUGGGUUACAACAGCUUGGGUGCAUUUGCAACUAUUAACCAUCUUCACUUUCAGGCAUAUUAUUUGGCUGUGCCUUUCCCCAUCGAGAAGGCUCCUACUAAGAAAAUUGCCAAAUUAAAUGGUGGUGUGAAGAUAUCUAAAUUGUUGAACUAUCCAGUUAGAGGUCUUGUCUUUGAAGGUGGUCAUACCCUAGAUGAUUUAGCAAACACUGUUUCAGAAGCCUGUAUCUGCCUUCAACACAACAACAUACCUUACAAUGUCCUUAUUUCUGACUGUGGAAGGAAAAUCUUUCUCUUACCACAGUGCUAUGCAGAGAAACAAGCUCUAGGAGAAGUGAGUGCUGAGCUUCUGGACACUCAAGUGAAUCCUGCUGUGUGGGAAAUUGGUGGGCACAUGGUGUUGAAGAGGAAGAAGGACUAUGAUGAGGCAUCUGAAGCCAAUGCAUGUAGGCUUCUUGCAGAGGUCUCACUAUCUGAAGAGAGAUUUCAAGAAGUCAAUGCUCUUAUUUUUCAAGCCAUUGCAUCUGUUGAGAUGAAUGUUAAAUCUCAAUGUCUUGAGGAAGUUGAUGCAGUUAACUCAAGCACUCAGCCUGCAAUGGUGCCUGGUUCACACGAAUGUCUUGUUCUCCAGUAACAAGGCUCUGAUGAACAAAUUCCUAGUCAUUCUGAACUAUUAAUUGCUAUAGUAUGUGUUUCGGUUCAAAUCCGUACCUUCUAUGGUGGUAGUUGCUUAAUUUUGAAGUAUUAUGUUUGCAUUAAGGACUUGAAAAAAAAAAUAGUGGUUUGUAUUUAUUUUCUGCUGGCUGUAUGUUUCUUUGUAUGGUGCUUGGUUAUGCUUCAUGGACUAUGUAAAAAUACUAUGUAAUAACUGCUCUUUUGAGCUUAUUGAUUAGCAAGUGUUU
Molecule: messenger RNA, 2454 nt
Organism: Gastrolobium bilobum
Lineage: Eukaryota; Viridiplantae; Streptophyta; Magnoliopsida; Fabales; Fabaceae
Product: GDP-L-galactose phosphorylase 1-like
Exons: 7
Coding region: 879-2186 (435 amino acids)
Biological process (GO): glucose metabolic process
Cellular component (GO): cytoplasm
Molecular function (GO): GDP-D-glucose phosphorylase activity
Source: RefSeq, a predicted model, not a curated record